This is a messenger RNA of Salvia hispanica, 810 nucleotides long. RefSeq lists its product as uncharacterized. NCBI's taxonomy places the organism in Eukaryota, Viridiplantae, Streptophyta, Magnoliopsida, Lamiales, Lamiaceae. The record is from RefSeq and is a predicted model, not a curated record.
UACUUCCCUAUAAAUACCUUCUCUUAUAAUCCACUUUCCAUCAUCAAAUUAGCAAUUCAAUCCUCUCUCUCCUCUUAAUACUAGAGAUAUCACAUCUUCCUCCACACACAAAUUUCAUCAAUGGCUACAGCUGAGGUUCAAUCCGUACCGGCGCCAGUCCCGGAGACUCUGCCAAAGGAGGAAGUGAUCGCCGUGGCGGAGCAAGAAACGGUGGUGGCCGACGAAGCUGCACCUCAAGAAGCACCUGAAGAAGUUGCUCCGUUGGAGAAACCAGCUGCGCCAGAGGUCGAGCCACCGGCUCCAGAAGCUGAGGCCGAGAAAGUUCCGGCUCCCGAGGCCGAGACACCAGAGGUUGCAACCGAGGAAGCAGCUCCAGAGAAGGAGGCUGAGAAGCCGGAAGCCGAGGCCGAAGAGGAGAAGCCUACGGCUGAGGUGGAGGCUGCAGCUCCGGCAGAGGAAGCCGCGGCCGAGGAAGAGAAGCCCGCGGCUGAGGAGGUGAAGGAGGCAGCUGAGGAAGUCCCAGUUGUGAAAGCUGAGGAGUGAGAUGGUAGAGUUGAUGUCAAGAAUGAUCCCUCAUGCACAAGUGGCCUAAGUUUGUUUAUUUCUAUAUCCUAUUAUUAUAUGUGGUUUUAAUUAUAAAUUUAGAAUAAAAAGUUAUGUAUGUCCAGUAAGAUGUGUGUGUACUUUUCCCCUGGAUAUUAAGUUCCCUUUACUCUUUAGUAUGGUUUGGUUGGUCUAUAAAGGUUAAAGGUCUUCUCUCACAUGUAUGAUGUACUUUGAGAUGAAAUAUUAAUGCUCCAUUUUGGUCUA